Molecule: messenger RNA, 344 nt
Organism: Staurois parvus
Lineage: Eukaryota; Metazoa; Chordata; Amphibia; Anura; Ranidae
Source: the annotation of a GenBank genome assembly
UUAAGCACUUCCUGUCCAGCACAUGUACAUAAACGGCCGGACGGGAGCAGUGCAGGGGCGGGUGGCCGUUUAUAAACGUCCUCCCUGCUUGUGUGCGAGCUCCCUGGUAGCGCGCAGCACCACGAUCCGGUGCCCACUGUGUCCGGAGGACACAGCGGAACACCAAUCGUACAGGACCUCUGUGUGAGGUCCCGAUCAUGUGAUCACUGAUUGGCCAAUCCGUGAUCACAUGAAUAGUAGUAAGCAAGAUGUCACUUGCUGACAUCAUUGCUUACUACUUGUGAAAUCUAUGAAUGAUCACAGAGGUCACAUGGUACAAGGCUAUUCACAACAGCCUUGUACCA